AUGCACAGAGUUUAUUUGUGUUUUGGAGACCUACAGACUUAAGAAUGAUCGUGAUGCUGCAGUUAUUGUCCCUCUGUCUGGCUUUUGUCUCAAUGGUGUUUCUAGUUGUAUCCACGUGGACUGACUGCUGGAUGGUGAAUGCCGAUGACAGCUUAGAGGUCAGUCAGAAAUGCCGUGGGCUCUGGUGGGAAUGUGUAACCAACACUCAGGAUGGAAUCAAAACAUGUGAUCAAUAUGAUUCCAUAUUAGCAGAUCAUCCAUUGAAAAUAGUCCUCACCAGAGCCCUUAUGAUCACAGCUGAUAUCUUGGCCAGUUUUGCACUUAUUAUAUUGGUGUUUGGAAUGGAUACAGUAAAGUUUCUGAGGGAAGAGAGUCAUACGAAGCUACGCAUGUGUUACAUUGCUGGAUUUAUAUUCGGGAUUGGAGGUAUCCUUGGGAUGAUUGGCUCAGUGUGGUAUGCAGUGGAUGUCUAUGUGGAGAGAACCUCGCUGGUACUACAGAAUGUGUUCUUGGGAAUUCACUAUGAGUUUGGAUGGUCUUGUUGGCUGGGAAUGGCAGGUUCUACUGGCUGCUUUGUGGUGUCUAUUGUUCUUACAUGUUGUCAGCACAUAUUCAGAGAUACGGGAUCUUCCCCUAGACACCAGCAAUUUGUAUAUGAAUAUGGAAGAACUGCUACUGGGAAGAUGUAUGCCAUGGAUUCUAGAGUGUGA
This is a messenger RNA of Pseudophryne corroboree (corroboree frog), 710 nucleotides long. RefSeq names its product claudin-16-like. The record is from RefSeq and is a predicted model, not a curated record. The transcript has 5 exons. Gene Ontology annotation, cellular component: bicellular tight junction; plasma membrane. Gene Ontology annotation, molecular function: structural molecule activity. Gene Ontology annotation, biological process: bicellular tight junction assembly; cell adhesion. Bases 45 to 710 code for a protein of 221 amino acids. Lineage: Eukaryota; Metazoa; Chordata; Amphibia; Anura; Myobatrachidae.